GGCUCGCCUAUAUAAGCCUACUGUUUCAUGUCGCAUUGUUAUUUCGAACUUGUUCCCAAACAAACUGAACGGAAAUCGAUAACAGUACCAAAUAUAAUGAAGGUUUUACUCGUCAUAUUUUUCUUGUGGGUGCACGAAAACAAUUCUAUCCAAGCUCAAUCGAGUAGAAAAUUUUCUAUCAAAAUGCUGUCCUCAGCAGGGGAUCCAAACUCUACCGUAUUUCGUCACGCGGAGAGUCCAGUUUGGGAUGAGGAAACUCAGAGUCUGCUCUUCGUGGACGUCCACAGCCAAAACGUCCAUCGUUUCGACUACAUGUCCGGCAAAAUAUACACUAAACAUAUAGGCUACGGGCAAGUAAACGUAGUCGCGCUAAUCCGCAACUCCUCCCGCCAUCUCGUGGCGGUGCGGUCGGCGUUAUACCUGCUGGACUGGGGCGAGCGUGGCGACGCGUCGCUCCGCCUCCUCGCCACCGUGGACGAGGGUAAACCCGAUAAUGUCAUCAAUGAAGGCGCGGUAGACGCACGCGGACGGUUCUGGGCAGGCACCAAAGGCCCGCACAUAGGUCUCGAUGUGAUGCCGGACCAAGCAAUUCUGUUUAAGAUAGGCGAGGACACCUCAUACAGACCCGUGACAGAACUGAAGCCUGUCUCAAUAUCUAACGGCCUGACCUGGUCGCUGAAUAAUAGCCUGCUCUACUAUAUAGACUCGCCGACGAAGAAGAUUGAGGCUUUCGAUUAUGAUCUACAAGAUGGAAGUAUAAGUGGCAGGCGAACUAUCAUCGAUAUAUCGGAUCACGGCUACACGGGCGCGGCGAUCCCGGACGGCAUGACCAUCGACGCGGACGGUUAUUUUACAGUAUUUUCUGUGCUGCAUAUAGACCCGGAGCGUCGUAAGAUCGUCUACGCCUACAAGAUCCCCGCGUCCCGCGUGACGUCACUGUGCUGGGGGGGCGAGGCGCUUGACGAACUGUUCGUGACGACCUCCCGCACGGACGAGCCCGAUUCCGGCCGGAUAUACAACAUCCGGGGCACCGGACGACGGGGAAUACCCGCUAAACGGUUUAAAUUUAAUAAGGCUGAUGAUUAUUAGUUUGUUAGCUAGGUUAUAUUUGAAUGAUUUAUUUGAUGCAGACAAUAUUUUUGACGGAUCUGAU
Messenger RNA from Aricia agestis (brown argus), 1153 nucleotides. RefSeq names its product regucalcin-like. Lineage: Eukaryota; Metazoa; Arthropoda; Insecta; Lepidoptera; Lycaenidae. The record is from RefSeq and is a predicted model, not a curated record. The coding region runs from base 28 to 1089 and encodes 353 amino acids. The transcript is spliced from 6 exons. Gene Ontology annotation, molecular function: gluconolactonase activity; calcium ion binding. Gene Ontology annotation, biological process: L-ascorbic acid biosynthetic process.